AAAAAAAAUAUUGCAACACACACACACUGAACCGAUCAAAAAUCACAUCAACGUUCUAAUUUACUAAAUUUACUUAAAAAAUUUGAUCAAAAAUCUUCAAUUAUCUUCUUUGCAUCUCAUUUCUCGCUGAAUUUUGCCAAUUUCGCAUCAUGUCUGACGAAGAAUACGACGCCAAUGACGCUGGCGAAGAUUACGACGAAAUGGAAGACGGCGACUCUCAAGACGAGCCCGAAGAGGAAGGCGAUCAAAUUGAAGUACUUUAUCAAGGACAAGGCGAAGGUGCAGUGCCCAAAAACAAAAGAAUUUCCACGCCGUACAUGACAAAAUAUGAACGUGCUCGCAUUUUGGGCACACGAGCGUUGCAAAUUAGCAUGUGUGCUCCCAUUAUGGUCGAGUUGGAAGGAGAAACAGAUCCGUUGCAGAUUGCGAUGAAGGAAUUGAAACAACGGAAGAUUCCUUUGAUCAUCCGGAGAUACUUGCCAGAUCGAUCGUACGAGGAUUGGAGUAUUGACGAGCUGAUUAUCAUUGAUCAUUAACGUUUUUUUAU
Messenger RNA from Culicoides brevitarsis, 547 nucleotides. Its product is annotated as DNA-directed RNA polymerases I, II, and III subunit RPABC2-like. The coding region runs from base 150 to 536 and encodes 128 amino acids. Gene Ontology annotation, cellular component: RNA polymerase III complex; nucleus; RNA polymerase II, core complex. The record is from RefSeq and is a predicted model, not a curated record. Gene Ontology annotation, molecular function: DNA binding. Lineage: Eukaryota; Metazoa; Arthropoda; Insecta; Diptera; Ceratopogonidae. Gene Ontology annotation, biological process: tRNA transcription by RNA polymerase III; transcription by RNA polymerase II; transcription by RNA polymerase I. The transcript is spliced from 2 exons.